This is a messenger RNA of Actinia tenebrosa (Australian red waratah sea anemone), 2779 nucleotides long. RefSeq names its product 26S proteasome non-ATPase regulatory subunit 1. Lineage: Eukaryota; Metazoa; Cnidaria; Anthozoa; Actiniaria; Actiniidae. Gene Ontology annotation, molecular function: enzyme regulator activity. Gene Ontology annotation, cellular component: proteasome regulatory particle, base subcomplex; proteasome storage granule; nucleus. Gene Ontology annotation, biological process: regulation of protein catabolic process; proteasome-mediated ubiquitin-dependent protein catabolic process. The record is from RefSeq and is a predicted model, not a curated record.
CAAAGUGUAUAGAUCACUAUACCCAACUGCGGCAGAAGCAAGCAGAGAAUCCAGAUGAGAAGGUCCAUAUAGAUCCUCGACUGGAAUCCAUUGUGAAUAGGAUGUUCAAAAGAUGUUUUGAUGACAGAAAGUACAAACAGGCUGUGGGAAUAGCAAUUGAGACUAGAAGACUAGACAUAUUUGAACAAGCAAUCUUAAAAUCUGAUGACAUCUCAGGAAUGCUUAAGUACAGUCUUAAAGUCUGUAUGACAUUGGUUCAAAGCAGACAGUUCAGAAAUGAGAUCCUAAGAGUACUAGUCCAGUUGUAUCUAAACCUUAAAACACCAGAUUAUAUUAGCGUCUGUCAGUGUUUCAUAUUUUUAGAUUAUCCUCAAGGAGUGGCUGAUAUUUUAGAAAAAYUAAUCAAAGAUAAUGAGAAGGACCAGACRUUGAUGGCAUAUCAAGUAGCAUUCGAUCUGUACGAAAAUGCCACACAGCAAUUCUUGUCCAUUGUAUCCAGUGCAUUACAAGCAUCAGUACCAUUUGCGACUGGCAUGUCAACUGAAAAGAAUGGCACCACAGACAAGGAAGGAGAUGCACCGAUGGAAACAGAAGAAACCGAGAAGGAAAAAGAGAAAAAUGCUCCAGCCACAGAGAGCACAAAACCUGAGACUCCACUGAGUGAAACUGAUAAAAUUCUUCAAGACAAAGUCAACAAGCUUGUGGCUAUCUUGGGUGGUGAUACAUCCAUUGCACUACAACUAGAGUUUCUCAUCAGGAAUAACCGUGCUGAUCUACUAAUACUGAAAAAUACUAAGGAUGCAGCAAGAAACUCUGUCUGCCAUAUGGCUACUGUUAUUGCCAAUUCUUUCAUGCAUUGCGGCACAACUAGUGAUACAUUCUUAAGAAAUAAUCUUGAGUGGUUGGCAAGAGCAACAAAUUGGGCUAAGUUCGCUGCGACAGGAAGUCUGGGUGUCAUACACAAGGGACAUGAACAGGAYGCUCUUAAGUUAAUGUCUACGUAUCUACCCAAAGAUGGUAGUGGGGGUAGUGCUUACCAAGAGGGUGGAGGACUUUACGCUUUAGGUCUCAUUCACGCUAACCAUGGAAGUAAAAUAACAGAGUAUCUUCUACAACAACUAAAAGAAGCAACAACAGAUAUGGUACGUCAUGGUGGAUGUCUUGGUCUGGGUUUAGCAGCUAUGGGUACAGCUAAGCAAGAUGUAUAUGAACAGUUAAAGUUCAACCUUUAUCAAGAUGAUGCAGUCACAGGUGAAGCCGCUGGCCUAGCUAUGGGACUUGUCAUGUUAGGAUCCAAGUCUGCYGCUGCUAUUGAAGACAUGGUUGGGUAUGCCCAAGAGACACAACAUGAGAAGAUCCUGAGAGGCUUAGCCUUGGGUAUUGCAUUGGUUAUGUAUGCUAGAAUGGAAGAAGCAGAUGCAUUAAUAGAAAGCCUUGCACAAGACAAGGACUCUAAUCUUCGACGCAGUGCAAUGUAUACAGUAGGCAUGGCUUACUGYGGCACAGGCAACAACAAAGCCAUUAAAAGACUUCUGCAUGUUGCUGUGAGUGAUGUCAGUGAUGAUGUMAGAAGAGCUGCAGUAACGUCACUUGGAUUCCUACUAUUCAGAACACCAGAGCAGUGCCCUAGUGUUGUGUCAUUACUGUCAGAGAGUUAUAACCCUCAUGUACGAUAUGGAGCUGCUUUAGCUCUUGGGAUUGCCUGUGCGUGGACGUAAUGUAACCAUCUCGCUGCAGUCACGUGCUGGACACACCCACAUGAGUUCAGUAGUGGGUGUCCUCAUCUUCACACAUUACUGGUUCUGGUUUCCUCUGUCACAYUUCCURUCUCUUGCCUUCACACCAACAUCUAUCAUUGGUCUUAAYUCUGAUCUAAAGAUGCCAAAGAUGAAAUUCAGAUCGGGUGCCAAGCCAUCCACAUACGCCUACCCAGAGCCGCUGAAACCACCAAAAAAAGAAGAAAAGGAAAAGGUAACAACAGCAGUUCUGUCUGUGACGGCAAAGGCUAAAGCGAGAGCCAAGAAGUCGGAAGCUACUGAAGARAAGAUGGAAGUGGACCAAGAAGCAGAGGGAAAAGAAAAAGGAAAGCCAGAAAGUGGAGAAGAAAAGUCAAAAGAUGUCGUAAUGAAAGAUGGAAAAGAAUCYGAAAAAUCAAAAGAAAGUGAGAAAGAAACAGAUGAAUCUACAACUGAAAAAAGUGAAAAAGAGAAAAGUGAAAAGGAUGAGACGGGAAAGACUGAGAAAGUUGAAGACAAACCUGAACCUGAACCGGAUUUUCAACUGUUGGAAAAUCCUGCACGAGCUCUUCCAUCACAGUUGAAAGUUAUUACUCUGCCAAGUGAUAYACGAUACUUCCCAAUGAAACAGUGUAGUAGCGGGGGUAUCAUAAUGAUGACAGAUUCAAAAUCAGAUGAACCAGAGGACCUCAUAGAACCAUUACCAGCAUCAUCAACUAUUGGYCUUGAAGAAGAAGAAGAAGAGCCAGAACCACCAGAGCCAUUUGAGUUUGUCGAUGAAGAUUAAUGUAGCUAAGGAUCUUAGCAAUACUAGCUUACACUUCUUGGUGUGUUGUUCUGGAACUCAAUGAGCAACAGUGUCAUUUACAUCAGCCAUUUGCUCAUAUUUCUUUAGAUCUAGUUACUAUGACCAAACUAGGAUGUAUAGGUGAUUUCAGACUCUCCAUAUGUGGUGAGCUCUYAUAUCUUCAGGAAUAUCGUACUUAAUGGUACCUUCACGUAUGUAUUGUGAGUGAAUCACCAAUAAAAGUAAAUGCUUUCUA